Aphis gossypii (cotton aphid) is the source of this 1946-nucleotide messenger RNA. Its product is annotated as U2 small nuclear ribonucleoprotein auxiliary factor 35 kDa subunit-related protein 2. Gene Ontology annotation, biological process: mRNA splicing, via spliceosome. The coding region runs from base 49 to 1308 and encodes 419 amino acids. NCBI's taxonomy places the organism in Eukaryota, Metazoa, Arthropoda, Insecta, Hemiptera, Aphididae. The transcript has a single exon. Gene Ontology annotation, cellular component: spliceosomal complex; U2AF complex. The record is from RefSeq and is a predicted model, not a curated record. Gene Ontology annotation, molecular function: pre-mRNA 3'-splice site binding; metal ion binding.
AAAAAUCUUCUAUAAAAGUGUUAAUUCUCAAAUCAUCUAGGUUCAGUUAUGAAAAAACAUAAGGUAUUGCGUAAUAAAUGGAAAAAGAUUCGUCGUAAACUUAGGAGACAAAAAAUAGCACUAAAACGAGAAGAAUUGCUUCAAAAACAAGAACAAAAUCGUUUAAAUUCUCCGACAUACCAAAAAUGGCUAAAAAGUCAAGAAGAAAUUGAGGAGUUUGAACAAAAUGAAAAUGAACGGAUUGCUGCUAUGCAAUAUGAAAAAUGGGUUGAACGAGAGCUUGCAGCUAUCGAUGAAUGGAAAACAAUACAGAAUAAAUUGGAAAAAAUUAAACAAGAAAAAGCUCAAAAAGAAUUAUUAAUUAAGCUAGAAUGGGAGAAAGAACAGAAGAAAAUCAAAGAAACAGAAGAAAAUAAGAAAAAAGAAGAAGAAUUACAAGAAGCAAAAAAUGCUAAAUUUAUUGAAGAAAUUGAAAUGUAUAUCAACAAUUUGGGUCCGUUGCCUGAAUCUAUUAAUGUUAGUACAAGUACAAGACCAGAUCAACCACUGUGUCCUUUUUUUUCAAAAGUUGCAGCUUGUCGCUUCCGUGAAAACUGUUCCAGAAAUCAUAUUCGGCCAGGUAUUAGUAAUACAUUGUUGAUUCCUGGCUUUUAUAAAAAUUUUGAAUUGAACAUGCGCUAUGAACGUGAAUUUGAUAUUGAUAUUAGUUUGGAAUGUGAUGAAAAAGAAGCAUAUGAAAAAUUUUAUGAAUUUUUUGAAGAUAUAUUAGUUGAACUAAGAAGUUACGGACAAAUAAUUGAACUUAAUGUUUGUAGAAAUCAAGAAAUACAUCUAAUGGGCAAUGUUUAUGUUCAAUAUAGAAGUAGACGUCAUUCUUUAAAAGCAUAUCGAAACUUGUGUGGUCGUUUCUAUGGUGGCCGCAAGAUAACUGCUGAAUUCUGUAAUAUUCCUUCAUGGUCUGAAGCAGUUUGUGGGUUAUUUUUCAGAAAAAUGUGUCCAAAAGGAAAAAAUUGUAAUUAUUUACAUUUAUAUAAAAAUCCUGGAGGUAAAUAUCAAUCAAAACCUCAAAGAAAUAGAAAUGAAAACUCAAGUCAUAGUUAUAGAGAAAAUAAACAUAAUUCUAUUAAAACAGAACGAGAACUACAGUCAAGAACUAGUAAAGAAAAAAGAAAAAGUUCAAAAAGAGAAAAGAGAUCAAUGGAUAGUUUGUCCCAAAGUGAAAAAUUGAAUACACCUAAAUGGGAUAACACUCCAGAUCGACAAAAUAAAAGUUCUAAUUCACUGAACUGGGACAGUGAUGACGAUUAAAUAAUUUUAAUUGAUCUACCAAUAUUAACCAAUUUAGGGAUGUUCUUACAAUGUUCGGUUAGUGUUAACCAAUAGAAUUCUACCGGUUAGUUUUAACCGACACUUAAUCGGACAAUGUAAGAACGGCCCUUAAAGUAAUAGGAUAAUAAAAUUGUUUACUUUACACAUUUUGAAUUAGUAAAUUUAUGGUAAAUAAAUAAAUAAAUAUAAAUUUCAUUGAAUUAUAUUAUAAGUAAUUAAUUAAAUAUUUUAAUAUAAUAUGUUAUUAUGUAUGUGUAACCAUUUAUAACUUUAUUUAUAGCAAUGUAAGGUUUAUAUCUCAAUUAAUUAUUUAUAAGAGUUAAUUUAUUAGUCAUGAAUAGUAAUAAGCUGUAAUAACCUAUUAUGAUCAAAUUGACUGAUGUAUUAUAUUUUUAAUAAAAUUUUGAUAAUAUAAUACUUCAUUUUUCUCAUUACCUGUAGACUGGCUAUAGUAAUAUACCUAAUAAUAAACUUGUUUUUUUUUAAAGAAUAAUUUUUAAUAAAAUAUUUUAUUUAUAUAAAUCACAUUUUGUACUUAUAGGUUUUAUAUUUUGAUUAUAGUAGAUAAAUCAAUAGUUUUGGAAAAUAUUAACUAAAUAAUUUUAUAUUAUUUUUAU